Maylandia zebra (zebra mbuna) is the source of this 666-nucleotide messenger RNA. The record is from RefSeq and is a predicted model, not a curated record. Lineage: Eukaryota; Metazoa; Chordata; Actinopteri; Cichliformes; Cichlidae.
AACCACAACUGCCCCGACAACAACCACAACUGCAGCAACAACAACCACAACUGCCCCAACAACAACCACAACUGCAGCAACAACAACCACAGCUGCCCCAACAACAACCACAACUGCAGCGACAACAAUCACAGCUGUUCCAACAACAACCACAGCUGUUCCAGCAACAACCACAAGUGCAGCGACAACAACCACAGCUCUUCCAACAACAACCACAACUGCCCCGACAACAACAACUGCAGCAACAACAACCACAACUGCAGCAACAACAACCACAGCUGUUCCAACAACAACAACAACUGCAGCGACAACAACCACAACCUCAGCGACAACAACCACAGCUGUUCCAGCAACAACCACAAGUGCAGCGACAACAACCACAGCUCUUCCAACAACAACCACAACUGCCCCGACAACAACAACUGCAGCAACAACAACCACAACUGCAGCAACAACAACCACAGCUGUUCCAACAACAACCACAACUGCAGCAACAACAACCACAACUGCCGCAACAACAACCACAACUGCAGCGACAACAACCAUAACUGCCCCAACAACAACCACAACCUCAGCGACAACAACCAUAACUGCCCCAACAACAACAACAACUGCAGCGACAACAACCACAGCUGUUCCAACAACAACCACAACUGCAGCAACAAC